AACCACAAUGAGUGACAUUCGCCAUUCCUUGAUCCGCCGAGACGCAUUAAGCGCAGCUAAGGAAGUGUUAUAUCAUUUGGACAUUUAUUUUAGUAGUCAGCUCCAAAAUGCACCUCUUCCUAUUGUGGACAAAGGUCCCAUUGAACUUUUGGAAGAAUUCAUAUUUCAGGUUCCAAAGGAGCGCAAUUCUCAACCUAAGAGGCUAAAUUCACUUCAGGAGCUUCAACUUCUUGAAAUCAUGUGCAAUUAUUUCCAGGAGCAAGCCAAGGAUUCUGUGCGUCAGAUUAUUUUCUCAUCCCUUUUCAGUCCUCAAGGGAACAAAGCAGAUGAUAGCCGAAUGGUCUUACUAGGAAAGUUGGUCUCAAUGGCAGUGGCAGUGUGUCGGAUUCCUGUGUUAGAAUGUGCUGCAUCCUGGCUACAGCGUACACCUGCGGGCUACUGUGUGAGGUUAGCAAAGGCCUUAGUUGAUGACUACUGUAGUUUGGUGCCAGGAUCCAUUCAGACAUUGAAACAGAUAUUCAGUGCCAGUCCUCGCUUCUGCUGCCAGUUUAUUACAGCUGUUACUGCACUAUAUGACCUUUCCUCAGAUGAUCUAAUUCCACCUUUGGAUUUGCUUGAGGUAAUCGUCAACUGGAUCUUUGAGGAUCCCCGUUUGAUACUCAUUACCUUUUUAAAUACCCCAAUUGCAGCCAAUCUCCCAAUUGGAUUUUUAGAGCUAACCCCACUCACAGGACUGAUUCGCUGGUGUGUGAAGGCACCUCUUGCUUACAAGAGAAAAAAGAAGACCACAUUACCAAAUGGCCACAUGAACAAUAAAAUUACCAAGGAAUCUGUAGCAGGAAUCGACAGGGACUUCCACCUUUUAUACUCAAAACUGCAUCUAAGUGUUCUGCAGGUUCUAAUGAUGCUUCAGGUGCAUUUAACAGAGAAGAAUUUAUAUGGACGGCUGGGCCUGGUCCUGUUUGAUCACAUGGUUCCCCUGGUUGAAGAGAUUAAUAGAUUAUCUGAUGAACUAAAUCCACUCAAUGCCUCCAAAGAAAUUGAGCUGUCUCUUGACCGCCUGGCUCAGGCUCUACAGGUGGCCAUGGCAUCUGGAGCCUUGCUGUGCACUAGAGAUGACUUGAGAACGUUAUGUUCCAGGCUGCCACAUAACAACCUGCUUCAGCUCGUGAUCUCAGGCCCAGUGCAACAAUCAACCCAUACUGCACUGCCACCAGGAUUUUAUCCUCACAUUCAUACUCCUCCACUGGGUUAUCCUGCACAUGCUGCACACCCUGCACACCCUGCACUCCCUGCACACCCAGCUCAUCCUGCACUCCCAGCCCAUCCUGUACAGACGUUUAUUCCAGGCAUGACUUUUCCAUACAGGCCCAUCCGUUAAAUGACCUCUAACUUCAAAUGAAUCACAAAUCCAUUUUUCUUUACAUGAUGGAUUUGAGCGAAAGCCUUACAGAGAAGAGGAUUAUUGCUUCAGUCUAUUUUAAAAACAAGACCUUUUAGAAAAAAAUUCUCUUCAUCUCCAACAGAACUAUACAGAUCUAUAAGAUUUGAUAUUCUUUCAAGAUAGCAGUAGAAUGGGCACUAGGAAGAAACAGAUGGUUCACCAUAUUAGCCCUAAACUUGGACACAUUCUUUAAAAUUCAAACUGAAUGGAUGAAGGAAAAAAUUAUGGCCCCUCUGCAAAGUGAUUUUUCAGGUUUUAUUUUCUUUUUUUAGUUUACAAGUCCUGUGAACCUGUUGUUAAUGAACAGCACCAUUGUAUUCACUUGUCAAUGUGUAAUUUCAGUGACACACAGCUGUCUGAGCCUAUAAUGAAAAGUGAUUGGUUUUUUCCCUUUACUGAGCCUUUUCAGAAAUGAGAAGCCCAGAAAAGAAAUCUAGUCUAAUAUGGCAGGAUUUGAAAAUUCAUUUCUCCAGCUGCUCUCUUCUCCUGGUAAAUGUUUGUAAUGAGGCCCUGCAAGAUACAGUGUCUAUUUUUGCAACUAUAUAGAAUCCAGAGAUUGAUGUGUUGUGAUUGCAAGGCACACAUGGCACUUUCCACUGUUAAAGGAAACCUGUAAAGAUAACGAUUGCCCCUACAAUCUAGGAAAGGCACAUUCUUUUGUUUUAUCUAGGUCUCUGAAAUUUCCUUUUAUCUGU
This is a messenger RNA of Gracilinanus agilis (Agile Gracile Mouse Opossum), 2139 nucleotides long. It is a transcript of the gene INTS15, whose product is annotated as chromosome 1 C7orf26 homolog. The record is from RefSeq and is a predicted model, not a curated record. Bases 8 to 1381 code for a protein of 457 amino acids. Lineage: Eukaryota; Metazoa; Chordata; Mammalia; Didelphimorphia; Didelphidae. The transcript has 6 exons.